AGGAGGGAGCCGGGGAGCGGGCCGGGGAGCAGCCGCGGGGAAGUCGGCUUGGGGAGCAGGCGAGCGGAGAGAGAGGCCAGCGGAGCUUGCGGGGGCGGAGGCGGUGGGAGCCGCGGCGGAGCUGCGCGCGGAACAGGACCAAGCCCUCCACACCAGGGACCAGGCCAAGGCCAGGCUGCCACUGCCUCCACUCGGGCCGCACCCUAGGGCGCAGCUGCGGUGACCAUGGGCAACAUCUUCGGGAAUCUCCUCAAGAGCCUGAUUGGGAAGAAGGAGAUGCGCAUCCUGAUGGUGGGUCUGGAUGCCGCUGGGAAGACCACUAUCCUGUACAAGCUGAAGCUGGGAGAGAUCGUCACCACCAUCCCCACCAUUGGGUUCAACGUGGAAACAGUAGAAUAUAAAAAUAUCAGCUUCACAGUGUGGGACGUAGGUGGCCAGGACAAGAUUCGGCCCCUCUGGAGGCACUACUUCCAGAAUACCCAAGGCUUGAUAUUUGUGGUUGACAGCAACGAUCGGGAGCGAGUGAACGAGGCCCGGGAAGAGCUGAUGCGAAUGCUGGCAGAGGAUGAGCUCCGGGACGCCGUGCUUCUUGUCUUUGCCAACAAGCAGGAUCUGCCGAAUGCUAUGAACGCUGCCGAGAUCACGGACAAGCUGGGCCUGCACUCUCUGCGCCAUCGCAACUGGUACAUUCAGGCCACCUGUGCUACCAGUGGGGACGGGCUGUAUGAAGGCCUGGACUGGCUGGCCAAUCAGCUCAAAAACAAGAAGUGAGAGCCAGACAGCCUGUCUUCCCAUCCCGCCCACCCCUGACGUACCCACGUCUCCCUGCCCCAGCCCCUAGCCCUUCCCACUGCAAGUGUGGCCGGGGCCCUGGGUAUCAUGUCCGCAUGCCCAGUCAGAGCCUUGCCUCCCCUGCGUCCCUUCUGUCCCCAUUGACGUGACCAGUCCCCGAUUGCUGUCCUGAUGCUGAAUCAUUCCAAUUUACUGGAUUUAAAACAAAAACGAGGUUGUUAUGGUUUCA
Messenger RNA from Octodon degus (degu), 1021 nucleotides. It is a transcript of the gene Arf3, whose product is annotated as ADP ribosylation factor 3. The transcript is spliced from 5 exons. Bases 226 to 771 code for a protein of 181 amino acids. Lineage: Eukaryota; Metazoa; Chordata; Mammalia; Rodentia; Octodontidae. Gene Ontology annotation, cellular component: cytoplasm; plasma membrane. Gene Ontology annotation, molecular function: GTP binding; GTPase activity. The record is from RefSeq and is a predicted model, not a curated record. Gene Ontology annotation, biological process: vesicle-mediated transport; intracellular protein transport.